AGCUGGGCUCCAACUUGCAAUGCUCCUGCCUGGGCUUCCCAGGGUACUGGGACUGCAGGCAUGUGCGCCACCUCACCCGGCUUUUCCUGGACUUCACACAAUGUGAUGCUCUCUCAAGAGACGUUGCACACCAAGAGAUGCUUAGGGAAGGUUGGGGCCAGGGAGGAUGUGACACGGGGAGACCAGGAAAGAAGACCGUGGACGAGGAAUAGCUUGGCACCUGCUAUGCCUUUUCCAAAACUUGCUCACCGACACAAGGCUCCUACAUCAGUUUGACAGGUGGAUAAACUCUUUCCUAUGGGCCUUUGAAGAGCCUUGAAUCUGUCAGGCUUGCAGGAGGCAGCUGGAAAAAGGCUACUUCUGGCCACAGAAUCCCUUUUUUCCAGGAACCACCUUGUAGGUACAGGCAUCCGGGACAGCUCCGUGCUGGCUGUUGACACAGAGCUCACGAGGCCUUGUUGAGGCACCUCCUUCCUCCUGGCUGCCCCGGAUGGAAGAGAUUUGAGCCUACAGAAGGGAGGUGCCCUGUUCCACGUGCCAACAAGAGGCAGUGUUGCCUGGGGCUCAAGGGUCCUGGGGUUUGGGCCCUGCUUCACCGCUUCCUACUACAUAGCCUUGGGCAAGUCACUUGACUGCUGGUGCCUCAGUUUCCCCAUUCUAGUAUAGUGUCUCCCCCGGGAACUUCGGGUUAAAUUGCUGAUGCAGGUGAAGCCUGGGUGCUUUCAAGUGCUUCAUCCUAGGCCCCAGGCACAAUCAUGCUACGCUUUUCUCAGAGUGCAGCUGGAGGGGUGGUUGUGCUGCUCUGUCAGUACCUUCUUAUGGGCAAAACAGCUCUGAUCUCUGUGGCCAUUGAUUGUCGAGCCAUCCUGCCCUUGAACUUUCUCUCCACUGACUCACUCAGCCUGUCCUUUGUGCCCAGCUUCCACUCAGCAUUUGGUCUCAACCUCCAUCAGUGUCGUUGGCUGUAACUUUGUUCUCUUUGGCUGUCAUGGUUUGGACCCCAGAUUUCCUCCUCUGCACCAGCCUGCGGUCACAUUACAUCGCUGUUCUCUCUGUCCUUCCUCCAGGUCUCCAAGCCUGGGCAGGAGAGGGCUGCCCACCUCUGAGGCCCAUCUCGUGCCUGCCGUCUUGAAGACGGAACAUCUGUGGCUGCUUCCCAGGGCCAGGCGCCAGGUCUCGGGGGGUCUGCUCUGCGUUUUGGGGACAGCACCUUAGGAGAGCCACACUGCAGCCUCCAUCCAGAGGAAAGAGCUGACAAAGGGGCCCUGAGCCCAGCCUGCCCCCGUACCCAGCCCCAGAUGGGCCUGGACUGGCAGUCCUGAGCAGCCAGAGCUGAUGCCCGGCCCCCAGGGGGGCGGAGGAGCCCCCACCAUGAGCCUGGGCAAGCUGUCGCCUGUGGGCUGGGUGUCCAGCUCACACGGGAAGAGGCGGCUGACCGCAGACAUGAUCAGCCCCCCACUUGGGGACUUCCGCCACACCAUGCAUGUGGGCCGUGGGGGGGACGUCUUCGGGGACACCUCCUUCCUCAGCAACCAUGGUGGCAGCUCUGGAGGCAACCACCGCUCGCCCCGCAGCUUCCUGGCCAGGAAGCUGCAGCAGGUGAGGAGGGUCAGGGUGCCAGCCCGGAGGAUGGCCUCGCCACCCGGACCCUCACCAGCUCCACCUGCCAUCUCGCCCAUCAUCAAGAACGCCAUCUCCUUGCCCCAGCUCAACCAGGCCGCCUAUGACAGCCUGAUGGUGGGCAAGCUCAGCUUCGACAGCAGCCCUGCCAGCUCCACGGAAGGCCGCUCAGCUUACGCCCUGGACUCAGGAUUCUGCACCAUCUCCCGCCUGCCCCGCCUGGAAAAGGCCAGUGAGCAAGACCGGGACCCUUCCUUCCCCUGUGAGCCAGAGCUGCGCCGCUCUGACUCACUUUUGUCCUUACGCCUCGACCUUGACCUCGGGCCCUCACUCCUCAGCGAGCUUCUGGGGGUCAUGAGCCUCUCAGAAGCCCCUGCAGCUGAGACCCCAGCCCCUGCUUCAAAUCCCUUGAUUGCUGCCACAAACCCCUCUGCCCCUUCUGCAAAUCUCAAGGACCUUGCCCCAAACCCACUGGCUCCUGCCCCAAACCCACUGGCCCCUACCCCAAACCCACUGGCCCCUGCUGCACAGCCCCCACCCCAUGGACAUUUCCCCAAUGGGGUAACCGCUGGGUUGGGCCCAGGAGCUGAGGUGAGCGCCAGCCUGGUAGGAGAGGGGCCCCGAGCACCGGCCGACAUGGCCCUUGGGAGGCACUGGGGAGCCAGCCAGGGUGCCACCCAGGGCAUCGGCCACUACCCAGAGGUGCAUGCCCAGCCGGAGCCCACGGAGGGCUCCUGGGAGAGCCUGGAGGAAGAGUGGAGGGCACCUCAGGCAGGCAGCAGGGCCUCCGUGCCCAGCACUGUGCAGGCUGACACCUUCGAGUUUGCUGACGCUGAGGAUGAUGAGGUUAAGGUGUGAGGGGGUUGGGCUCGGGCUCAGGACCUGCCAGAUGAGAGAGACGGGGCAGCCAGGUCUCCCCAGACCCCUGCUCGCCUCUGCAGAUCAGAUAAUGGGAGGGGACACGAGGGGAGUCCCGGGCUGGGUCCUCAGUGGCCCUGCUGAGCAGACCUACUGUCUCUCGGGGCCCCACCCAUGCCACCCCCACCGGCUGGAGGUCCAGCCUCUCAGUGUGGCUUUUGUGCCUGAGGAAGCUGCCCUUGGGGGGUGGGGGUGGGGACCUGACCACACGGAGCCAUGGUCUGCUCUCCCAGGCAGAGUCCUGCCCCAGACCAUCGGGGCUCCCCCCAGAAGGACCCCACCAAGUCCCCAAGUCCCUCCCCAGGCUGCCUCCCCAGCAUUCCCGCUUGUCCCCGAAGCCUCUCAGAAAGGUCAGGUGUGACCUUGCAGGAGGACUCCUGCUCUGGGGCUUGAUUAAAGAAGGCUUUUUCUUUUCUUUCUUUUUUUGGUACUGGGGAUCGAACUCAGGUCCUUGUGCUUGCGCAGCAGGCGGCAAAACCACUGAGCUAAAUCCCCGGCCCAAAGAAGGCUUUUUUGAUAAAAGUUGUCUAGCUAGAACCUUGGGGACCUGGGAGAGCCGCUUAGCCCCCUACUGAGAUGCCAUCCCCUCCUAGACUUUGGAAAGCACUCAGCCCCAGCCAGGAGGCCAGGCUGGUACUGAGUAACCAGACUGGAAUGCCUGCCUGAGAUAAGGGCCCAGGUGCAAGCCUUAUCUGCAGUUUCCGGGACAGCCCCUGGCCCAGGAGCCCGCAACCAGCACCCUCCCCACAAUCCCACGGGGCAACUUGGCAUUUACUCUGGCGAUAACAGGGAGGUAGGCAGGCGUGGAUACUUGGGGCCAUUUGGGAGCACACCCAGCCUCCCCAUCUGGCAGAGCAAUGUCCUUGUGCCUCAGUUUCCUCUUUGUAUCAUGAAAAUGCCAGGAGCUUUAAAAUACCUGGAAAGCAAUAAUAACCACAGUUCCACCACAGA
Molecule: messenger RNA, 3489 nt
Organism: Heterocephalus glaber (naked mole-rat)
Lineage: Eukaryota; Metazoa; Chordata; Mammalia; Rodentia; Bathyergidae
Source: RefSeq, a predicted model, not a curated record